AUGGACCGAAGAAGAGGACGUUCAGCUGGUAUUUUACGUGAACUUGUUCGGCGACCGGCGUUGGGAUUUCAUAUCCAAAGUUUCAGGUUUGAAGGUUGGCGGGAGACAGGAAUCAUAGGUCUGAAAAGAACAGGCAAAAGCUGCAGGUUGCGUUGGGUUAAUUACCUGCACCCUGACCUCAAAAGGGGAAAGAUGACCCCUCAUGAGGAGCGCCUUGUUCUUCACCUUCACUCCAAAUGGGGAAAUAGAUGGUCAAGAAUCGCGCGCAAAUUACCCGGCCGCACGGAUAACGAGAUCAAGAACUACUGGAGGACAUACAUGCGGAAAAAGGCCCACGAAGAAAAGAAACCAAACGCACAAUCAUCGCCAACAUCAUCCUCGUAUUCCAACUCGCUAUCCUCGGACAGCCCCACUCGAGCUCAUGCGAAGAUCAACCCAGGCAGCAAAGAUCCAACUGGAGCAAGCAAAACUAGUUUGGAAAUUGAAGAAGGCGCGGAAGCUUACUCCAUGGAUGAAAUAUGGAAAGAUAUCGAGCUGUCGGAAGGGUACAACAAGUUGAGCAGUCGCACGUGGGAUUUUUGUGGGGCUGACUGGUUGUGGCACGUGGAUGAUGAGGAUCAGAGCAAGAUGUUGAUGCAGCAAAUGGGUGAUCACUAUUACUUUUAG
Messenger RNA from Striga hermonthica, 666 nucleotides. Lineage: Eukaryota; Viridiplantae; Streptophyta; Magnoliopsida; Lamiales; Orobanchaceae. The record is from the annotation of a GenBank genome assembly.